Aureobasidium subglaciale EXF-2481 is the source of this 621-nucleotide messenger RNA. RefSeq lists its product as uncharacterized. The transcript has a single exon. Bases 1 to 621 code for a protein of 206 amino acids. NCBI's taxonomy places the organism in Eukaryota, Fungi, Ascomycota, Dothideomycetes, Dothideales, Saccotheciaceae. The record is from RefSeq and is a predicted model, not a curated record.
AUGCCAUCGACCUCUCGAAUUCAGCAACGCGCAGCGAUAGCCCAAUACUGGCACUCCACAGGCUUCACCGGUACAAUCGCCCGCGCAGCCCUCCGCACAACACAAUUCCUCAUCUCUGUCAUCCUACUCGGAAUCUAUGGAAAUGAUCUAUCUCACUUCCCCUCUUCCUUUGCCUCUACUACCAACGCCUCCAAGACCACUUCCUCCCAGGACGGGAUAGAUGUACCUACACGUACAAACUGGAUCUUCGCCCUCGUAGUCGCUCUCCUCUCAGCUCUCACGUGUGUUCUACACUGUUUUCUCACUGUAAAACGUCUAGGAUGGAUCUUCUGGGAUCUUGUGCUUUGCGUUCUCUACGCCGCUCUUGCUGGAGUUUUUGGCAUUGUUUAUCUCGGAUCUGUGGCCGAGAUGGAUCUUGCAGCAACACAGAGUUUAGAUGCCAUGAGAGCUGGUGUGGCAUUUGCGGUGUUGGGAAUGGCGUGUUGGUUGGUUAGUUUUGUGCAGGGGGUUAGUUGGUGUUGUGUCAGUAGACGGGUUACGAGGAGGGUUGAUGAGGGGGAGGGCGUGGAGAUUGGGAGGAUAAGGAAGGGGUCGGACAAUAUGGAUGGGGAGGAUGUGUAA